AUGAGACUCUUCGCUUUUGGAUCCAAUGGAUCAGGUCAGAUAGGAAUUGGUCACAUAGAAGAUGUUUCAGUACCGACUCCGUGUCUUUUUGAGACCGGCAUUGCAACCACAGAUACAACACAAGAAAAGGCAAACCUCACUGAUAUUCUCGACGAUGAUGUCGUUGACAUCGCAGCAGGGGGGAACCAUACCCUUCUUCUGACGAAACGAGGAGCCCUCUAUCUAGCUGGCUGUAACAUCGAUGGACGGUGCGGUCCACACUAUCAAUUUCAAGACACAGAGGGGAAUAUCUCGCAUUUCCGCCGUUUCGUUCUCAACGAUUCAAUCACCGGAGCUGAAAUUUCAACUUUCAAGCAUGUCUCUGCGACCUGGGAGGGGACUAUUGCCGUUGCUUCUGUCCCACAACCACUGUCCCAGUUAUCAGACACAAUCUCAGAACCACAGGACAGAGUCUACAUAGCAGGCCCCUCCCCCAAAGGGACUCUAACGCAUGAUACGACAAACUCAAUCCUGCCAGGGACAUCUAUACCCAAUUUUCCACCAAGGGGUACAACGAUUACCUCCAUUUCGAGUAGUAUGGCGCAUACAAUUGCCAUUCUCUCGAAUGGGGAUGUCUACGGGUGGGGUGGAUCGAGGAAAGGUCAACUGGGAGCUGGAAACCGAGCUACGAAGAUCGUGUGUCAGCCACGCAAGAUUGACGUGCCAUUUACUGUGAAAGGGGGUGUCUGUGGACGAGAGUUCUCGGUUGUUUGGGGGAGUGCUCGGGAGAUUUAUGUAUUUGCCGACUCGAGCAUGAAAUGGGGAGUCACGGGGCUGCCAAAGAUCCUGUCGGGACUUUCGAAUUCAGAUGGAGCCGAUGAUGCGUAUGGAGGUGUGAGGGGAUGUAUUCCUUUUACUUUUGCUGGUAUUGGGGCCAGUUGGCAUGGUGUUUAUAUACAUGUGGCUCCUGCAUCUGGUUUGAUUUCCGCAAAUGACACCGUCAUUCAACCAGACGCUGAUUCUGCUUCCCGGCUCCAUCCCAACUCUAUCAUAGCCUGGGGCCGCAAUGACCGUGGUCAACUCCCACCCCCAACGCUUCCGUCAACUACCCAGCUCGCUGUUGGAAGUGAACACGUCCUCGCGCUCCUGGAAAAUGGCCAGGUAGCAGCAUUCGGCUGGGGUGAACAUGGGAAUUGUGGACCGGAUAUAGAUCCACAGGGUAACGUGUCAGGGACAUACAAUAUUGUCCCAUUACCUGAUACAGUGAGCGCUGCUGGUGAACGGGUGAUUGGUGUUGGGGCUGGGUGUGCGACUAGCUUCAUGCUUGUGUCAUGA
Penicillium nucicola is the source of this 1314-nucleotide messenger RNA. RefSeq lists its product as uncharacterized. The record is from RefSeq and is a predicted model, not a curated record. The coding region runs from base 1 to 1314 and encodes 437 amino acids. Gene Ontology annotation, molecular function: guanyl-nucleotide exchange factor activity. Gene Ontology annotation, cellular component: cytoplasm. NCBI's taxonomy places the organism in Eukaryota, Fungi, Ascomycota, Eurotiomycetes, Eurotiales, Aspergillaceae. The transcript has a single exon.